CUGUAGCAGGUAAUUAGCUGAAAUUCUAUCCUAAUCUUCCACAUUCUACAUUCAAACCUUGGUACUAUGCAUAUAUAUAAACCAGCACAGUUCAUGUCCACCACCAAGAUCAAUCAGUCAGGUUCUCGAUCGAUCGAAUGGCUCCAUCAUCGAAGACGAGAGCAGGACGAUGCAAUCGGCAUGGAGCUGUGGAGGUUCCUGACGAUGAUGAUCAAGGUGGCUGCUCUACGCCCAAGGGUAAGAGUUUCAGGAUCCCAGAGGCACUGUCUUGCCCACCAGCUCCAAUGAAGGCAAAGAAACCACCUCCUCCAAAGUUCUGCUCAAGAGUUUCUACACCUGCAGUCGCCUUCUUCGCCCCCCUGGAGGAGGAACUAGAUCUCUUCUUCCUGUUUGCAUUUCGUAAGAUCUGAGGAAAUAUCAAGUUGUUUGUCUGCAACUUUUUGAGAGUUGCAGAAGCGGGUUCCACUUUUUUAGUCAGUGAGAUAUCAUGGGUUGGGAAUCUGCUUCUUAUUGGUUUCACAUCUUUUCCCUCUUUACUAUUAGGACAUAUAAGCACAGUUACUAUGUGAAUGUUGUUAAGAGAGGAUGAGUGAUAUAUAUCUUCGGGUCACUUUUUGGUGGGAUGACAAGUUCGAUUUAAUCCGACCUACUUGGUAUGUUUUAUCUGUUUUGGGCGCGUGAUAUUGAGACGAGAGAGUAUGAGUAUCUUCCUCGAGCUGAUUUGUAGUGACUCAUCCCAGUGUCAACCCUUUUUGACAAAUCAAAUUACAAUUUUACUUUUAUUACAUCAGGUUUUUUGUUAUCAUAAAUUAAUACAGAGGCGAUAAUUUGGCAUCUUGAAUAAUUUUAACUACAUUUA
Molecule: messenger RNA, 859 nt
Organism: Linum trigynum
Lineage: Eukaryota; Viridiplantae; Streptophyta; Magnoliopsida; Malpighiales; Linaceae
Source: the annotation of a GenBank genome assembly